Messenger RNA from Mus musculus (house mouse), 8335 nucleotides. RefSeq names its product alpha-kinase 1 (gene Alpk1). Gene Ontology annotation, molecular function: ATP binding; protein serine kinase activity; protein serine/threonine kinase activity. Gene Ontology annotation, cellular component: spindle pole; centrosome; cilium. The transcript is spliced from 15 exons. The record is from RefSeq and is a predicted model, not a curated record. The coding region runs from base 497 to 4207 and encodes 1236 amino acids. NCBI's taxonomy places the organism in Eukaryota, Metazoa, Chordata, Mammalia, Rodentia, Muridae.
UAUUUUGAUGUCAUCAAAAGACAAGCUCUCCUUGUCCCCUUUUGGGGGUCGAUCUCGGAAUUGGAGCGCAGAGGAGAAGUAGGCGUCGCAGAGGCACGUGUAUCAACACGUUUAUUUGCACUUGAGGCCAAGCUGGGGUUUUCCUGGUGGACGGUGCCAGAGUCAGUAACACGACUCCCAGAAGACCUUUCCCGCAACAGUCCCUAACGGGGCGUGUCUUGGCGUGGCGUUAGACAAGCACGGUCUGAGCAAGGAAGGACUUUUCUUUUCAGAUUCCCGUUUCCUGAAACAGAAGCUGUUGAGGAGAAACGCUGUGUUUCCGGGAGGUUGUACCGGAAUAAAGACUCUCCCGGGUCAGACUGCUGCUCUGAAGUGUUAUUUUCUGAGUACCUCAGCCUUCAAGGGCCUUCUUUAUUGAGAAUCAAUGCCUCUCCUAGGUAAUUGAUCACCAUAGACCCAGGGAGACUCAAUUCAUCCUGGAGGGUGGGUAAUCGUCAUGAAUAAUCAAGAUGCCGUGGCUUCGAUACUGCAUGAGUGCAAGCAAGUGCUGGAUCGUCUCUUGUUGGAAACGCCAGAUGUGUCUACAGAGGACAAGAGUGAGGACCAGCGGUGCAGAGCUUCACUCCCCAGCGAGUUAAGGACCCUGAUCCAGGAGGCAGAGGAAAUGAAGUGGCCCUUCGUGCCUGAAAAGUGGCAAUACAAACAAGCCAUGAGCCCAGAGGACAAAACAAACCUGCAAGAUGUGAUUGGCGCCGGGCUGCAGCAGUUACUGGCGGCCUUGCGAGCCUCCAUCCUUGUCCAGGACUGCGCUGCCGCCUCCGCUAUUGUCUUCUUGAUGGACCGGUUCCUGUAUGGACUCGACGUCUCCGGAAAACUCCUGCAGGUCGCCAAAGGCUUGCACAAGCUGAAGCCUGCAACGCCCAUCGCCCCGCAGGUGGUCAUCCGACAAGCCCGAGUCUCCGUCAACUCAGGGAAACUGUUGAAGGCAGAAUACAUCCUGAGCAGCCUGAUAAGCAACAACGGAGCAACCGGGACCUGGCUGUAUAGGAAUGAGAGUGACAAAGUCCUGGUACAGUCGGUCUGCAUACAGAUCAGAGGGCAGAUUCUGCAGAAGCUAGGCAUGUGGUAUGAAGCGGCAGAAUUGAUAUGGGCCUCUGUCAUAGGAUAUCUGACACUCCCUCAGCCAGAUAAGAAGGGCAUUUCCACAUCACUGGGCAUACUGGCAGACAUCUUUGUUUCCAUGAGCAAAACCGAUUAUGAAAAGUUUAAGAAGAGCCCAAAGGUUAACUUGGCCCUGCUCAAGGAGUUUGACCACCAUUUGUUGUCAGCCUCGGAAGCCUGCAAGCUGGCAGCUGCCUUCAGUGCCUACACACCCCUCUUUGUGCUCACGGCUGUGAAUAUCCGUGGCACAUGUUUGUUGUCAUAUAGCUGUUCUGCUGACUGCCCUCCGGGAAUGAAAAGUGUGCAUCUGUGUGAAGCCAAAGAAGCUUUUGAGAUUGGCCUCCUGACCAAGAAAGAUGGCGAGCUGGUUAGUGGCAAGCAGGAGCUGCACAGUUUCAUCAAAGCUGCUUUCGGCCUCACCACGGUGCACUCCAGACUCCAUGGGGAGACAGAUGCAGUUCGCGCAGCAAGGCAGCUAUGCAGUGAAGCUGUGGGCAAGCUCUACACCUUCAGCACUUCCCCCACAAGCCAGGACAGAGAAGGCCUGUCUCAGGAAAUCAUGUCUCUCAUCAGCCAGGUGAAGGGACAUCUACGAGUUCAAAGCUUCCCAAAUUUAGAUGCUUGCUCUUAUGUCCCAGAGAGUUUCAAGUGUGGUUUAGAUCGACUCAUCUUGCAUGGACACGUGGAUUUCCAACAAAUUCUUGAAACCUAUUCCCAGCACCAUACUUCAGUGUGUGAGGUAUUUGAAAGCACUUGUGGGAACAGCAAACGCAACCAGAGAGACACAAAAUCGGAGGUCUGUAUUACCACUCUGAAGACAGAAACAAACACCGCAGAUACUAUGGUUGCUACUCUAGAGAGGGUGAGUUCCCAAGACAGCAGGAGUACAGCUUCUUCCAAAAUGUCUAAGAAAGAUCAAGGGAAGCUCCAAAGAGAAAGGGGGAGAAGCUGGACCCAUUCCAAGGCAUUCCGAGUCUCCCUGGAUCUAGAUAUGGAGACUGAGACUGAGCCACCAAAUCACAGCAAUGGAGGGACAGAUGUUUUCAACAAGUCUCUGAGAGACAACUCUAGCUCCUGUUCUUGGGGCAGACUGUCAGGGCUCAGCUCUUCCACAAGCUGGGAGGAAGUGAACUGCGCUGUUCAGGAUGUAGUAAGGAAAGGGUCUGGCCAAGAAGAGCAUCCUGUGGAGGCGCAAAGCUCUGAGGCAGCGUCUGAGGAGCCCAAGAGGAACAGAAGCAGCAGAGCUGUGUAUUUGUCUUCAAAGCUCCGUGGUGUCUCUCUUCAGACAACUGGAGAUGACAACUUAGAGUCUUCACCAAGUCAGUUACACAAUCACACAUCCAUCCUUCCUUUCAAUGCAAAAGAUACUUGUUUGGCCUCGGGUGCAGGACUGGUAGAAACCGCUGAAGGAUCUAGCAAUACUUCUCUUCAGUCCAGUCAUUCGUGUGGUUCUGAUUCCUGGUCCUUGUCUAGUUCAGACAGGUUCACGGAUGUGACCACGAAUCCUUCAGUUCAGGAAGAAGAACCCUCUGGAAUAAUGGGUGAUGUCCCAGAAUCCAAGUAUGACUGUAAAGACUGGCACGGAGAAAAGAAUGGGGGAACACUCGCUGAAAUAUGCACAGGGCCUGAAUUAACAUCUGCCCCCUCUUCGGUCGACCCAGAAGGAGAAACAGCAGAAAGCACAGACGAUGGACUAUCACCCUCUCAGGUAGCCCUGGGAUGUUUAGAAGGCAGCCAUUCAAUGUCUACGCGUAGGACUUUCUUUCCGGAUGGGUCGGUUCAAAACGCUGACUCAGCAAAGACUGGCUGCUCAGUCAGAGACCAGACUGUCGACCCUGAUGCCUCAACGGUGGAUGAGGAGGGCCAAAUGCUUGACAGCACAGAGAUCUGCUCCAUUGGCCAAGAUGGCGCUCACAGACCACGUGCUUUGAGGUCCGGUCAGAGUGCGGAGGGGCCAAAGUCCUUUGUAAAUGGCUCCAGUCCUUCCCCUAUCUUCGAUGAGGACUUCAGCACCACAGAGGAAGGAGAGGAGCUUGGGAGCAUGCUGAAGAGCAGCCAAAACUCCAGCUCAUACUCACCAUGGUGGCUAAAAUCACCAGCCUUUUCCCGCAGUUCGUCAGAUGGGGAAAGCUCCUGGUCUCUGCUGAACUCAAGCAGAAGUUCCUUCGCCUCGCUGGCAGGACAGACCAGUCAAGAGAUCCUUGAGGCUCGAACCCUACAGCCUGAUGACCUUGAAAAACUUCUGGCGGGCGUGAGGCAUGAUUGGCUGCUUCAGAGACUGGAGAAUACUGGCGUUUUGAAGUCCAAUCAACUCCAACAAGCCCACAGUGCCCUUCUGCUAAAAUAUUCCAAAAAGUCUGAGUUGUGGACAGCGCAGGAAACUGUGGUGUAUCUGGGAGACUACCUGAAAGUGAAGAAGAAGGGCAAGCAGAGAAAUGCAUUUUGGGUCCACUAUCUCCAUCAAGAGGAAACCCUGGGGAGAUACGUUGGGAAAGAAUACAAAGAGAGGAAGGGGCUCCGGCACCACUUCACUGAUGUGGAGCGGCAGAUGACAGCACAGCACUACGUGACAGAGUUUAACAAGAGACUCUACGAGCAAAAGAUUCCGACUCAGAUAUUCUACAUCCCCUCUACAAUAUUACUGAUUUUGGAAGACAGGACUAUAAAGGGAUGCAUCAGUGUAGAGCCUUACAUCCUGGGGGAAUUCGUCAAGUUAUCCAAUAACACCAAAGCAGUCAAAAAUGAGUACAAAGCUACAGAAUAUGGCUUGGCCUAUGGCCAUUUUUCUUAUGAGUUUUCUAACCAUAGAGAUGUGGUGGUUGAUUUACAAGGUUGGGUGACUGGUAAUGGAAAAGGCCUGAUCUAUCUCACGGAUCCUCAGAUUCACUCUGUAGACCAGAAAGAUGUCACUACAAACUUUGGAAAGCGGGGAAUAUUUUACUUCUUUAAUAACCAACAUGCAAGCUGUAAUGAAAUAUGCCAUCGUCUUUCUCUGACUAGACCUUCACUAGAGCAAACAAGCAUGCAGAGCAUAUUGACAUAUUGAUUGAUUGGGCCAACGGAUGAUUCUGGUCACUGACUUAUGAGGGGAAUCACAAGUGUCGAUUUCAGGCCUACCCUUGCUUGCCAGGAAAAGAUCCUACAGACCUUAUUCCCUCUGACACAGGGACAUGUCUGGUGGCUGUCCUAGUCUCUACAGUUGUAUAUGAUGUUCGAGAUCCUGAGUUGUAUGAAGACAACAUGGAAAAGGGCCCCAACCAACCCACAAUGGAUGCAGACCUCAGCUGAAAACAAACUGCUGUCAUUAAGCCAUUGUGGUUUCGGUUUGUUUUGUUGUUGUGUAGUAGGUUGGUUAUGGCUUGGUUUGUUUGGUUUUUGCUUGUUUGUCUGUUUGGAGAGUUUUGGUCAUUACCUGUAAAAGCUGAUACUGUUGCUGCUUUCAUGUUAACUUGAGAGCUCUUUGUGAAUUUAAAACCUCCAGAUUCCUGAAAAGAUUUCAAACUUUGUUUCUCUUUUUACAUUUGCCAUUUUGUAAAACUGUUAUCCGUUCAGACUUUUUUUUUAAACUGAGCUGUUGUUACCAAUCUUCUUUUCAUGUUUGUGUGUGAUACCAGAUAUUUCUGUAUUCUGGGUUUCUUUCUGAUUCCCCCAUGCUUCCUUCUAGUAUGUUUCUAUCUACGAAAGGUGUGAUAGAAAAGUGGUCACGGACCACAGGAUCACCACAGCCUAUUGCUUUCCCCAUACAUCUUCUUCACACAAGAUUGGUAAUUAUUAUUUCCUGCUGAAAGCAUUGUAUAAAUGCUCAGUGGUACCACACACAUUUGGGGUAUGUCUUCUCACCUGGGUUAACACAACCCAGGAACUCCCUCAUAGACAGUCUUAGAGCAUUGUCUCCUAGAUAUUUCUAAAUCUUGUCUAGCUGACUAUCAAUAUUAACCAUCACAUACUGUGCUAAGGAAAUCUAGGAUGAGGGGUGGUCAUUAAGGGGUACCAUGGAGUUCGUGUAGAAGGAUGGAAAGAGAGCUAUAUAUCCUAAAAAGAAAACAAAGCAGAGGAACCAAGAGUGACAGAUUGGAGGGAUGUGACAGCCAAAAAUGUCAAGGAAUAGAGUGACAAGCAGAAAAAGGGAAAUGGGAAGCCAUUGAGAAAGAGAAACAUCGGAUGAUGUCUCAGGGCAGAGAGGGUGAGAGGGUGGGGGUAGGGGACACUCCAAAAGUACAACCUUUGUUGGAACAGAAAAACAGCUACUAGCAGAAUGGGCAGAGGCCCAGUGCCAGAAGUCCUCCCAAGAGCUCUGGGUAUAUCACUUUCUAGGGUCCUAGGCCCCACUUCUUCCUCACUAAGCCUGCCCCAGGGUAUCUUCCCUUGCAUGAGAAGACUUUGCAACAGCUGCAAAGCCGUGGGUGCUGAGUGGUGUGCAUGUGGAGAGCACCAAGCAUCCCCUUUCAAUGUACAAUUAACCUAAAUUCCCCUACGCCCUCUCUCAGAGCAUCCUCCAAUCCCACUCAUUUUGUUCCAAUACAAGAUUUUAUUCUUUGCUGCUGGAUAAUAUUCCAGAUGAGCCUGUUAUAGCUGGCUCCUGAGAGGCUCUGCCAGAGCCUGACAAAUACAGAGUGGAUGCUCGAAGCCAACCACUGGACUGAACUCAGGGGUCCCCAAUGAAGGAGCUAGAGAAAGGACUGAAGGAGCUAAAGGGGUUUGCAACCCCAUAGAAAGAACAAUAUCAGCCAACCGGAGCCCCUAGAGCUUCCAAGGACUAAACCAACAACCAAAGAGUACACAUGGAGAGACCCAUUGCUCCAUCCGCAUGUGUAGCAGAGAAUGGCCUUGUUGGGCAUCAAUGGGAGGAGAGGCCCUUGGUCCUGUGAAGGCUCGGUGCUGCAAUGUAGGUGAAUGCCAGGGCAGGAAGGUGGGAGUGAGUGGAUGGGUGCAGGGAGGGGGGGCACCUUCAACAGAAGCAGGGGGAGGGAGGAUGAGAUAGGGGGUUUCUGGGAGGGGAAACCGGGAAAGGGGAUAACAUUUGAAAUGUAAAUGUAUAAAAUGUCCAAUAAAAAAAUCAAUGUCUUUGCUAAAAGUAUGACCGUUAAUCAGGACUGAAAUAACAUUUUGAGGACAUUUAGAACUUUUGCAUAUGGAUUGAGCAAUAGAUGAAAUUGCUGAGUAAUGAAAUGUCCUGGUGAAGGAGAGCGAAACAGUGGGGGAAGGGCUCAGAGCAUCAUCCUUCUCUUGCAUCUGCACAGAACCGGAUGAAGGGCACAUAGGCUACAUUAUACCACUCUGUGUACUUCUUCCCAGAUUCCUAAUUUCUGCAUAUUUUUUCAUAGAUGUAAGGUUAUUGAAAGGAAUGCCAAGUAAAAUGAAGAAUGGACAGAUAGAGAUGAGGAUGAUCAAGAUUUUUCGGAAGCUAAUCAAAGAGAGAGAGAGAGAGAGAGAGAGAGAGAGAGAGAGAGAGAGAGAGAGAAAUAGUAGCCAACAGUGUAAAAUCCUACAGCAAAAAUCAAGAAAAAAUAGAAUAUGUACUUGAUGAGAGACUGGGGACAGUACAAAGAGGUUGUGACAGCAAGAAAGGCCAUUAACUGACCGAGAGGCGUUAAAUGUCAUAGAACUGAAGUCACUAAACCUGGGUCCAUGCCCAUGAGUCAAACCUCCUGUGAAAGCCAUUUGUUGUUAGAAUGAUUUUGUCAGUGCUAUUCUCUCUGAAGCAGUGAAGAAGGACGGGUGACCUGUGAACUCAACUCCACCCUCAAACCUCCAAAUUCAGCAGAAAAUGUAGGGUAAGGAAAUCUACUUGCCCUACCUGUGGGAUCCAGGCCUGGUUAAAAUGGUACUUGACUUAGCAAACCUCCAUACGAACAGCUCCUUCUGGAAUAAAAUGGGCUACUUUCUCCCCUGGGUUUCCAAAUCCUUUGCCUCCAAGCCAGCUGGGCCAUCAGAUGCUAAUGGUACCCAGAAAUCCCUCACUUGUCAUCCUGUGGAUUCACUGUAAAAAAGCGGGUGGAGCCUCUGUCCAGGAUGCUGACCUGGACCAAUCCUAGCCCCAGACCACUGCAGCUUUACUCCCCUCCCUGCUGGGCCCAACAUGGACAGUUGUUGAGAUCAAGUUAUGCCCUACUCUGAGUUGCUCUAUAUUUUGUAAACAAUGUUUGCUCAGAUAGAUUCUGUCUUAUAAGCAACUUUUGAACCUCAAAACUGAAUCAAAGUAUACUGGAAAUGACAUGAAACUUUUCGUCUCAAAGCCAACAUCCAGUGACAUACUUCCCCCAAUAUAUUUGCAUCACCAAACCACCACCACCACCACCACCACCACCACCUGCCAAACAGCACCAAUAACUAAACCAAGUGUUCAAGUACCCAAAACUAUAGGAAUAUGUUAAUUUUAAGCCACUCCAUUAUAACCAGUGUCUUGUAGGCUUCUAGCCAUAUAAUGCAAAAUACAUUUCAUCAAGCCUCAAAGGUCCCUGUAGUAUUUCAGUCUCUACUGUUUUGAAGUCCAAAGUUGCUUCUAAGACUCAAGACUUUUCAUUAUAACCCUCUAUAAAAUCAAAAAGCAAGUUAUAUACUUCCAAUAUAUGAUGGCACAGAAUAUUCAUUACCAUCCCCAAGGAGAGGAAUUGGGGCAUAGUGGGGGAAACAACUAGACCCAAACAAGACAGAAACAAGUCAGGGCAAGCACCAAAUUCUACAGCCCCAGAUCUGGUGUCUGGACAUUCAUUUCAUAGGACUUAGAUGUCUCCACUUCUGCAUCUUUUCUGACUUCAUCAUAUAUCUCUCUCAUGGGCUGGUUCCACUUCCUGUAAGCUGCCCUCCUUGGUAGAUACCUCACAGCUCUGGCGUCUUCAACAUCUUGUGGUCCUUUGGUAGUUUGAAUGAGGAAUGUCUACCAUAGUCUUGGGCAUUUGUACACUGGGUCUCCUGUUGGUGGUACUGUUUGGGGAGGAUUGUGAGCUGUGGCUUUGUUGUGGGGGGGAAUGUCAUUGGAAGUGGACACUGAGAGUUUUUAAAGAUGUGUGCCAUUUGGAGUUUGCUCUCUCUGCUUUCUACUUGUGCUUGAAGAUGUGAGUUUUCACCUUCUGUUCCAGGCAUCGCAGCUGCUUUUUGCUACCGUGUCUUCCUGCCAUGAUAGAAUCCUUCCUCUGGAAUGAUAAGCCCAAAUAAACUAUCUCUUCUAUUAUUA